UCAAAUGUGGUGGCCAGCUUCCCUGCCGUCUUCUUGGCUUGAGGCUUGGAGGAGCUCUUGCGCUUGCCCAUGACGAGAGCUCCUUUGAUAGCAGAGAGCAGAAGUACUAAGCACUUGUAUCAAAUUGUUGAAGUUGUCGGCAGACCAUAGACGUAGAAGAUGUUCAGCAGUCACAAUCGAGCCAAACCUGGAAACAGUUUCGCCCAUCGCGUUUCUUCGAGCAGUCUUGCUUCUGACUAUUGCAGCUCAUGUGCUGGCCUUAAUUCGCUCUAAUCCAUGGCAUAGAUCAGGGAUCGCGUCCUCCCGACAGCGCAUCGGAAUCUCCCCACAAACACGCACCACCAAGAAUCAGCACAAAACCAGCUCGCACCGCGUCUAGUGUCCGGCCUACCUCUCGAACGACUAGGCGCAUACUUCAUUCAUGGUCGCCUCUGAUGAAUCUACCGAUAAGCCCAGGGACAAGUUCUCUUCUCGUGUCAUUCUCACAACAUAUCCAGGCCAGUCCAAUGUGAACCCGUUUCCUCUCAAUUGGGGCGCAACAGACCCUUUAGAACGAGGCCCCAUCAUUGUCUCGCGUCAAGAAAGUACACUCAGCAGCCGCAAUGCAAUCGGCGCACACGGAGGCAGUUACAGUGUCUACUUUGCGCUUGCCAAUGCUACCAACCAGAUGCCCUUCAAUCACAAGCCGGACUUCACAAACACAGAGCCGCCUGUUGACUUCAAGGCUCAACCCACAUGGUCUGAUCCAGAGGCUAUCGCGUCCAUGGACCCCUUUGGUCACCAGGUACAGACUGUGUACAAAGAUCUGAUGGCUGGAAAGGUUGGACUCGACAUCAGACCCACGAUCUCCAUCACGAGGGCAAAAUUGAGCCUUAUUGAGAUGGAGCUUGCUGUCAAGGCCGGACGACUCGUGCCAGAUGGCAAAGUCGUGCUGAAUGACAAAGGUGAAAUGGCUGUGACCAAGGUAGCCGUCGAUCCAGUCUGGUAUCUGCCUCAAAUUGCAAAACGGUUUGGUGUGACUGAGCAGAUUCUCAGACGCUCGCUGUUUGAGUACACUGGUGGCAUGUACCCGGAACUCAUCACACGCCCAGAUAUGAAAGUCUUCCUACCUCCAAUUGGUGGCCUGACUGUCUACAUCUUUGGAGAUCCAGCCAAAGUUUCGGAUGCUUCUGUGCGCCUAGCAUGCCGUGUACAUGAUGAGUGUAAUGGCAGUGACGUUUUCAGUUCAGAUAUCUGUACGUGCCGGCCUUAUCUGCUUUACGGCAUUGAAGAGUGUGCGAAAGAAGCUCAGAACGGCGGUUCCGGCCUGGUGAUUUACUUUCGCAAGGAAGGACGGGCACUAGGUGAGGUUCUGAAGUACCUCGUUUACAACCUGCGCAAACGCGAAGGUGACAGCGCAGACAAGUACUUCAGCGCCACUGAGCGAAUCGCGGGCGUCAAGGAUAUGCGAUUCCAGGCCCUGAUGCCAGACAUCCUUUGCUGGUUGGGCGUCAAAAAGAUCGACAAAAUGCUCUCCAUGUCUAACAUGAAAUACGAUGCCAUUGUUUCGGCAGGCAUUCCCAUCCACGAGCGCGUAGAGCUCCCCGACCAUCUCAUUCCAGAAGAUUCCAAGGUCGAGAUUGAGGCAAAGAUCAACUCUGGCUACUUCAGCUCACGUACUGUCACAGCGGAGGAUCUGACCAAAGUCAAAGGCCGAGGAUGGGCUGAGCCAGAUCAAGCUGUUUCGCUAUCAAACGUCUUUGAAGAUCAAGAUCAUUAAUCCCAUCUGCAGUGUGGUGGGCCUACUACGGCGGCUUGAAUCGAAGAUUGGAGGGUUGGUACCGCU
Molecule: messenger RNA, 1825 nt
Organism: Protomyces lactucae-debilis
Lineage: Eukaryota; Fungi; Ascomycota; Taphrinomycetes; Taphrinales; Protomycetaceae
Product: GTP cyclohydrolase II
Exons: 6
Coding region: 422-1759 (445 amino acids)
Biological process (GO): riboflavin biosynthetic process
Molecular function (GO): GTP cyclohydrolase II activity
Source: RefSeq, a predicted model, not a curated record